Messenger RNA from Rhopalosiphum padi (bird cherry-oat aphid), 333 nucleotides. RefSeq lists its product as uncharacterized. The coding region runs from base 1 to 333 and encodes 110 amino acids. Lineage: Eukaryota; Metazoa; Arthropoda; Insecta; Hemiptera; Aphididae. The transcript has 2 exons. The record is from RefSeq and is a predicted model, not a curated record.
AUGGAUUCAAAAUCAAAUAAAAUUUUAAAACGUGAAAGAGGUCCAAAUUGGGAAGAAGAUGAAAAAACAAUAUUUUUUCAUUGUUACGAAAAUGUGGCCAAAGUAUUAGAAGAUCCAAAAAAAGAUUUUAAUACCAACAGCAAAAAAAAUCAAACUUGGUUAUGUCUAAUGAAUAAGUUUAAUGCUCAUUCUAAUGUUAAAAAGAGAGAAAUUAAGAAUUUGAAAAAAUUUUGGGAGUCUGAAAAAACAAAAUCCCGUAAGGCUUUCACUAUGGAGAGAAAUGCAAGAUUAGGCACUGGAGGUGGUUAUAACGCAUACACACACCUAUUUUAA